UGUUUCACCGAAUGUAAAGGUUAACGACUUGCUUUUCCCAAGACAGGUUUUCUCUUCCAUCUUUUUUCUUUUCUUCUUCUUUUUUUCUUCUUCUUCCUCCCCUUUCUUCAUCCCAGCAAAAAUGUUCCCAUUCUCAUUAAACUUUUUUGUGUUGUUACCAGUUUUCAGUUUAAACGCGAACCUUGGUUAAGUCACUAAAAACUGUGUGUUAGGCCAGCAUUCAAUGUUGCACCUUUUAAGGUUUACUUGAUUCCUUUUCCCAAUCACAGUCGACAAUCAUUAAUUUGUCAUCGAUUGUGUCUACGUGAAACCGUUCCAACGUGAUUCUUUCCUUACUCCAUGUUUUACUUGAUUAAACCGUGAUUACAUGUUCAACUGAAGUAGGUUGACUCCUUGUUGAUUAAAAAAGAUGAGACCCAAAACCAGUGACCCUCUGGUUGACAGUGAUACUGGGUUUACCUCGUACUCCAGUUGCUUGGCGUCAUCGAGAGCUUCACUUGCACAGCAAAUUUAAUGUCAUCACUUAUUACACAAUUCAUCAACUUUACCAUCGGUCAUCUCAUCGAGUCACCAUCAACACCAACAUCAAUACCCGAGUCACCAACAGUAUCAUCAUCCAAACCAUCAAAAUCAUCAUUUAAUUCAUCGCCAACAACAACAUCAACCUCAACAUUAUUCACAAAGUUAUCAUUCAUCACAACAAAAUAGCCAACAUCAUCAUCCUUCAUCAUCAAACCAACGCACUUCUUCACCAUCCGUAUUGACAACCUCAUCGGAUGAUCGUGAAGAGGUUCCAAUGGUUCGUCAUCAUCAUCAUUCUUCAUCUCGAAGACACAAUGGAGGAUCCGUUUACAGUACAACCAUUGAUCGACGUCGAUCAAAACAUCAUUCCCAAUCAAUUGUCCCUCGCUCAACCCUGGCCAGAGGUUCAAUUGUAAGCUAUGGACCGGGACCAAUGCGUAACUACCAAAGAACAGCCACAUUAAGAUCAACGCGAAGUUUUCCCGGUCUGGUAAUGGCUCAAGUGGGAACAUUUGACGGUGAACCCUGUCCAGUUCAUGGGUCAAAUCAUCACCUUCACCCAGGCCCUUAUCCUCCUCCUCCACCGACAGCUUCACUCACCAUGAACCCUCGUCACCUUUCAAUGGCCUCACAUCAUCCAAUUGUCAAUCCCUACGAACAUGCUGCUUCUUCAUCCCUAUUAGCUCAUCCUGUUCACAGUCAACCCAUGCUUACAGUUAAACGCUUUAACUCACUCUCUGAUCUUCGCCGUCCCUCACUUCAACCCUUGAUUGCUUACCCAGUCAAUGGAAGUGCACUCGGCUUAGGUCAACCUCAAGGUGCACCCACACCAAGCAAUUAUGAUUGUUCAGGCAAAUCAAUGGGCAAUAAACUUCCACUGCCAACUUAUGUAGGAACAAUGUUCCGCAAUAACAACGGAUCAACUUCAUUUGUACCUUCAGGUGCUUCAAUGAUGAUACCAGGCCAUGGACCUGCUCCCAUUGAGGCCAUUAAAAGUCACCUUGCCAAUCAAGCCAACCCGUUGAUCUAUGAUGAUACAGUUUGCUGUAAAGGUCACUUAAUUGUUUUAUGGAUAAUACUUACCGUUGUCACCAUUGGAGUCAUUUCAGGAAUCAUUUUAGGUGUAACUGCAAAUUAAGGCCAAUCUUUUGUGAUAACACUUUUUUACCAAUCUAUUUAUUUUUGUAUUUAAUAUUUGUAAAUGGAAAUGUAUAAAAACAAUAAUUUUAAUUUCAAUUGAAAUUUAAAAAUCUGUAAAA
Messenger RNA from Tetranychus urticae (two-spotted spider mite), 1781 nucleotides. RefSeq lists its product as uncharacterized. The record is from RefSeq and is a predicted model, not a curated record. Lineage: Eukaryota; Metazoa; Arthropoda; Arachnida; Trombidiformes; Tetranychidae.